AUGCCGUUUGAUACCAGGUAUCUAGAACUAGAUCUGGAGCUAAGAAACUCAGCUGUUAAAAGUGAUUACAUUCAUAGUGGCGUGAAUAGUUCUGUUCGUGACAAGAAUCCUCCUCCUUCGAUCGCAGCACCAGAAGAAUAUAAGUGUAAGGUGAAUGGAGAAAAUGAGACUAGCAAAGUCAAAGAGGAUGUAGAGGCUGUUGAUUCAGUAAAAAGGAAAAUAUGUACUGGAUGCUCCAGGUCUGAGAAACCUGGACUGUGUGAGAACCACUGGACCGAUGGCAUGGCUACUGAAAGAUUGGCUGCACUCAUCCAUAGCAACCAGAUGUCUGGUAACCUUAUCCAUAGCAACCAGAUAACUGAGAGCCUCAACCAUAGCAACCAGAUAACUGACAGCCUCAACCAUAGCAACCAGAUGUCUGGUAACCUUAUCCAUAGCAACCAGAUAACUGAGAGCCUCAACCAUAGCAACCAGAUAACUGACAGCCUCAACCAUAGCAACCAGAUGUCUGGUAACCUCAUCCAUAGCAACCAGAUAACUGAGAGCCUCAACCAUAGCAACCAGAUAACUGACAGCCUCAACCAUAGCAACCAGAUGUCUGGUAACCUUAUCCAUAGCAACCAGAUAACUGACAGCCUCAACCAUAGCAACCACAUAACUGAGAGCCUCAACCAUAGCAACCAAAUGUCUGGUAACCUCAUCCAUAGCAACCAGAUAACUGACAGCCUCAACCAUAGCAACCAGAUGUCUGGUAACCUUAUCCAUAGCAACCAGAUAACUGACAGCCUCAACCAUAGCAACCACAUAACUGAGAGCCUCAACCAUAGCAACCAGAUGUCUGGUAACCUUAUCCAUAGCAACCAGAUAACUGACAGCCUCAACCAUAGCAACCACAUAACUGACAGCCUCAACCAUAGCAACCAGAUGUCUGGUAACCUCAUCCAUAGCAACCAGAUAACUGACAGCCUCAACCAUAGCAACCAGAUAACUGACAGCCUCAACCAUAGCAACCAGAUACCUGACAACCACAGCUCUAGCAUCCAGAUGACUUCAAACCGAACCCCUGAAAAUCAGCCUACUUACAACCUUACCUCUAAGAAUCAAACGACCGACACCCCACCCACUUUGCAAUACCCUUGUGAGGACACACCCCUAGAACCACCAACAAGCGAUCAAAAGACAUACAUGUCCAGCCUACCACGGACUAAAAAAGUGAUUUUAAUUCUUCUUCUCGUCGCUUUCUUCUCUGCGGGAUGUGGGUUCUCUCUACCCGCGCCUUUCUUCCCACAAGAGGCAGAAAUCAAAGGCGUCUCCAACACUGUGAUUGGGCUGAUAUUUAGCACGUAUGAAUUCAUGAUCUUCCUGUCUUCUCCGUUGUAUGGUAACUAUUUGAUGAAAAUAGGGCCAAAGUUCAUGUUGGUGUCCGGAACUAUUGUUGCUGGAACAUGUUCUAUCCUGUUUGGUCUAUUGGACAUGUGUCCAAAAGGAGACGUGUUUAUAGCACUUUGCUUUGCUUGUCGAUCUAUCGAGGCCUUAGCGAUAUCGGCCCUUUUAGCCUCUGGAUUUGCGAUUAUUUCAAAUGAGUUCCCACAGAAUGUGGCCACGAGUUUUGCGGUCCUAGAAAUGUCUGAUGGUGCUGGUCUAAUGGUAGGGCCCGCGGUUGGUGGUUUCUUAUUUCAGAUUGGUGGAUACGGCCUACCGUUUUUUGUUGUUGGGUCUCUGAAUUUAUUUGUGGGUACAGUUGUGCAUUUCUUGUUACCAGUUCCUCAAGGAAUGAAGGACGAAAGAAAAGGCAGCAUAUUUUCCCUGCUGAAGCACCCUAUGGUGUGGUUUACUGGUGCCAGUAUCAUCAUUUGUGCCGUGGGGGUGUCGUUCCUAGACCCCACACUGGCUAAACAUUUAGAACAGUUCAACCUAUCGACUUCACUUAUAGGCCUGAUGUUUGUCAUUACUCCAUGUUUGUAUGCAGUGACGUCACCGGUGUGGGGGAGGAUCAGUGACUCAAUGAAUAUAAACGGCACUUUGAUAACCCUGGGUAACCUGAUGUGUGGGUUAGGGUUACUGGUUGUGGGACCUAGUCCAUUUUUACCUUUCUUACCUGUAGAAUUGUGGGUCAUUAUUUUAGGUCUGGUUAUACUGGGAUUUUUCUAUGCCCUCGCCAUUGUACCUACUAUGAACUGCUUGCUGAUUGGCGCAAUUGAGCUGGGCUUUGAAAACAACCUGGAGACGUACGGCAUUGUUGUUGGGCUAUUUAAUUCUAUUUACUACCUGGGCACUUUCAUUGGUCCUAUGCUGGGCGGUGUGUUGAUUGAAGAGUUGGGCUUUAGGGCAGGAGCUACUGUCAUCAGUGAGAUCUACUUUGUUGUGAUGAUCAGCUGUGGCCUAUAUUUCCUCUACCGUCACCUCAGAUCAAAACCCAACAAAAAUUCUUCCCGUCUGGACUACGGUACUAUUAGGCCUGAGACACAGACGAUGGUUACGCUGAGAAUAAACUGA
Messenger RNA from Physella acuta, 2496 nucleotides. RefSeq lists its product as uncharacterized. Gene Ontology annotation, biological process: transmembrane transport. The record is from RefSeq and is a predicted model, not a curated record. Gene Ontology annotation, molecular function: transmembrane transporter activity. NCBI's taxonomy places the organism in Eukaryota, Metazoa, Mollusca, Gastropoda, Physidae.